This is a messenger RNA of Dendronephthya gigantea, 1600 nucleotides long. RefSeq lists its product as uncharacterized. The record is from RefSeq and is a predicted model, not a curated record. The transcript has 6 exons. Bases 1 to 1317 code for a protein of 438 amino acids. NCBI's taxonomy places the organism in Eukaryota, Metazoa, Cnidaria, Anthozoa, Malacalcyonacea, Nephtheidae.
AUGAACACCACAUAUCCAGAAUUAAAUAACGCUAAGAAUUACUGUCGUAAUCCCAAGAACUCAGGACAAAGACCUUGGUGUUUUACCACAGAUAGAAACAAAAGAUGGGAGUACUGUGAUAUCCCUAAGUGUACACCAGUGGAUGGUGGUUAUGGCGACUGGAGAUUAAAGGAUGCGUGUAACGUAACUUGUGGGGAAGGUUUCGAAACAUUGGUACGAAAUUGCGACAAUCCUGAGCCAAAGUUUGGUGGAAGAAACUGUAGUCAUCUUGGAAAACCAGUUGAAUACAGAUCUUGUUCAGCAAGACCUUGUCCUGUCAAUGGCGGUUAUAGCAACUGGAGUGUGAGUAUCAUAUGCCAUGUCUCAUGCGGUGAAGGAGUGGAAAUAUGGGAAAGAACUUGUGAUAAACCAGAACCAAAAUACGGAGGCAGUAACUGCAGUGUUCUUGGAAGCUCAACUGAGAAAAGAAAAUGUAACAGAAAACCUUGUCCAGUUGAUGGUAACUAUGGCAACUGGACGAAAGCAUCGCCAUGUAGUACCACGUGUGGCGGUGGAGUCGAGGUCUGGAUACGGCAUUGUGAUAAUCCCCCUGGAAAGUACGGUGGUAACUGUAGUAAGCAGGGCAAGGAUCAAGAUGAACGCUUGUGUGAGAAGCAACCAUGUCCUUUUGUCCUUGAUUCCGGGACGAUUAGCAUCAUCGUUAUUACUUCAAGCUUAGCAUUCAUUACUGCAGUUGCCAUUCUUAUCUUCUUCCUACGAAAACGAUGGCGAAAACAAGGAUGUCAACAUUAUGCCAUUUUUCGUUUUUCUUCUCAAAAUUCCCCGGAUGGUGGGCAACAUCACCAAUGUAAUGAUACAGCAGAAGGCGCAAGCUUCUUACAGGGGAAUGAUACGAGGGAUAAAUUAUAUGAAAACCUGACAAUCGUAGGAAACCCGGCUCCAGGCCUUUCCCGAGGUGUUGUAGAUCACAGAAAUUAUUACGCCAACACGCUCUCGCGAAGUUCCUUGUAUGGCAAACUGCAAGUAUUCCGGCCAAUGGCUGUUGCAUGGCUUCGAAACGCGUGGGGGAAUGUGGACGAGUUUGGCAACCAUAUUUAUGACGUCAUGCAAUGUGAUGUCAGACAAGUCUUUGUCCCAUACGAUAGGCUGGAACACGCAGUGCAAAAUGACUCCGCUGGAAGUUGCGAUGCAACUUCUGAUCCCGGCUCAGCGCAGGAAGACUCUAGUGAAAGUGAGACGGAGGCAAUUAGUUCAAUUUACAAUACCCUGGAAAGAUUUCCAGCUGUGGUAUUGCCAACCAGAGCCGAGGGUGUUUAACGAAUGGUAUUACCUAAUUUCUAACAGCAAGACGUUCUGAACUGCCUGUUUAUGAUGACCGGAAUAUUACGCAAUAAUUUUGAAAAAAUAUACCCACCUAUGGUGAAUCACAAGAACAUAUUAAUACUUAUUUCUCAUGUUGAGCGAGAAGCAAUUAUCGAAACGAUUUGUUGUGCUUUUUGUGUAAAAUACACUCGCUGGAUUUCGAAAUAACGACAUACGUUCCUAUAAAUUACUUUAUAAAUUAUAGUUUACUGCCGGGACAGAAUAAUUGUUGCAAUCA